Molecule: messenger RNA, 465 nt
Organism: Funneliformis mosseae
Lineage: Eukaryota; Fungi; Glomeromycota; Glomeromycetes; Glomerales; Glomeraceae
Source: the annotation of a GenBank genome assembly
AUGCCUAGAUAUUCUCGUUCCACCUCCAUUAAGCCCCUUACCCUACCCUUUCCUCCCGUUAUAACGAUAGAAGAACUUCUAGCAAAUGCUGUUAAAUCUAAGAAAGCCAACGUGACCAUCCCAAAUUCUUUUAUCGCAUACAGAAUGGCGUUGCAUAGAGAGUAUCGCAGUAAACAUAUGAAAUUACCCCCCAUGAAAAUGUUUUCUAAGAUUGCAAAAUCUGCUUGGAAAAAAGAAUCACAAAUCGUUAAGAACGAAUACAUUAAGCUAACCAAGGAUGCCAAAACUUUGUACGACGAGGGGAAGAAGUUUCAAGAAAGCGGGAGUGCCGUACAUGUCGAUCAUUAUGAAGUAACCAAAGUAACCGAAGUAAUCGAGUGUUCCGAAAUGAAACCCAAAGUAACCGAAGUAACCGAGGAAGCACAAAAAGGGUGUUCCGAAAUGAAAGAUCCGAAUUUGGAAUGA